This is a messenger RNA of Trichechus manatus latirostris (Florida manatee), 1217 nucleotides long. It is a transcript of the gene RAB6B, whose product is annotated as RAB6B, member RAS oncogene family. The record is from RefSeq and is a predicted model, not a curated record. The transcript is spliced from 8 exons. Bases 316 to 942 code for a protein of 208 amino acids. Gene Ontology annotation, molecular function: GTPase activity; GTP binding. Gene Ontology annotation, biological process: vesicle-mediated transport. Lineage: Eukaryota; Metazoa; Chordata; Mammalia; Sirenia; Trichechidae.
CUCCGCCCGCACCCCGUUGCCGGCGCUGCGCCUCGGGCGUCCACUGCACGCCCCUCGCACCGCAGCGAGCGCGGUCUUCGGCAGCCCAGCCCUAGCUUCCCUCCUCCUCUUCCUUCUCUGCCGCCGCCGCCGCAGCUGCAGCCGGACACGCAGCCGCAGGCCGGGGCCGGGACGCAGCUGGGGAGUCAGGGACACGCGCAGCCAGCCCUUCCCCCUCCGGCUCCCGCACCGCCGGCCGCCUCCCCUCGCCCUCCUCCUCUCCUCCCUGCUUCUUCGCUUCCUCCUCCUCCUCGCCCAGCCCCGGCUGCCAGCAUCAUGUCCGCAGGGGGAGAUUUCGGGAACCCACUGAGAAAAUUCAAGUUGGUGUUCCUGGGGGAGCAGAGCGUCGGGAAGACGUCUCUGAUCACGAGGUUCAUGUAUGACAGCUUCGACAACACAUACCAGGCAACCAUUGGGAUUGACUUCUUGUCAAAAACCAUGUAUUUGGAGGACCGUACAGUACGGCUGCAGCUCUGGGACACAGCUGGCCAGGAGCGGUUCCGCAGCCUGAUCCCCAGCUACAUCCGGGACUCCACAGUGGCUGUGGUGGUAUAUGACAUCACAAAUCUCAACUCCUUCCAACAGACCUCUAAGUGGAUUGAUGAUGUCAGGACAGAGAGGGGCAGCGACGUUAUCAUCAUGCUGGUGGGCAACAAGACCGACCUGGCCGACAAGAGGCAGAUCACCAUCGAGGAAGGGGAGCAGCGCGCCAAAGAACUGAGUGUCAUGUUCAUUGAAACCAGCGCAAAGACGGGCUACAACGUGAAGCAGCUCUUCCGACGUGUGGCAUCAGCUCUGCCAGGAAUGGAGAAUGUCCAGGAGAAAAGCAAAGAAGGGAUGAUCGACAUCAAGCUGGACAAGCCCCAGGAGCCCCCAGCCAGCGAGGGCGGCUGCUCCUGCUAAUGCGGAGCCUGACAGGCUGGCUUCCUUUGAAACUACUCGCUUGUUGUGUUGCUUCCUAUUGGUUAGCUUCCUAAAGGGGGCGGGAAAUGAGUUUUAUCAAGAUGGGAGGACUUUUCUUUUCUCUCUGUCUCUAGGAGUAGGGUGGGUUGGGGAGGGAGGCUGGGCAUCAGGGGUCAUGUCACUCUAACAGCUGUUACUUAAACAACUAUUUUUUGGUUUGGUUGUAAUAUAUUGUACUUUAUUAAGAUUGCCAAAAACUGUUAAAAUUUAAAAAA